This is a messenger RNA of Stegastes partitus (bicolor damselfish), 1397 nucleotides long. RefSeq names its product serine hydrolase-like protein. Bases 58 to 1002 code for a protein of 314 amino acids. The record is from RefSeq and is a predicted model, not a curated record. Gene Ontology annotation, cellular component: membrane. NCBI's taxonomy places the organism in Eukaryota, Metazoa, Chordata, Actinopteri, Pomacentridae. The transcript has 12 exons.
AUUUUGUUGAAUGGAGUUCAGGUGUUUCCUCCCAGUUUCCCUGCAGCCACUUUUCACAUGCAAGGACUUCUGAAGGGCUCUGAAAUGUCAUCUACAGUGAAACAAGCAGUUUCAGAGCUCUCUGUACCAGUGCCAUGGGGGGAGAUCAGAGGGAAAGUCUGGGGUCCUGAUCACGGUCAUCCUGUGCUGUGCCUGCACGGCUGGGCUGAUAACUGCGGCACAUUCAACAGCUUGAUUCCUCUGCUUCCUGAAGAGUGCAGGUAUGUGGCCGUGGACAUGGCAGGUCACGGUCUGUCAUCACAUCGUCCUCCUGGAGUCUUCUACACGUUUCCUGCAUAUGUGGUAGAUGUGCACAGAAUCAUCAACGAUCUUGGCUGGACGAAGUUCUCCAUCAUUGGACAUAGUAUGGGCAGCAACGUUGCAGCCAUGUUCAGCGCUUUGUUUCCCAAGAUGGUGGAUGCCCUUGUGCUGCUGGACUUUCCUGGAUUUCUACCUACGCUUGCAAGCGACAUCCCCAAAAUAAUGAAGCAGGGGAUAGAGGAGAUGCUGCAGUUUGAAAAAAAGAAACAAGAGAACAAACGAGUUUAUACAUAUGAGAAGGCAGCGGAGAGGCUUAUGGCUGCGAAUCCGACUCUGUCUGAGGUGUCUGUGCGCACGCUUUUAGAGCGAGGUCUAACUCAAGUUGAAGGAGGAUUUGUGUUCUCCAGAGACCUGCGAGUUAAUUUCAAAAACAUAGUGCGGCUUACUCUGGAGCAGAGUCGGGAGAUGCAGUCAAGCAUUCAAGCUGCUGUUCUUCUUGUUCUAGCAGACAAAGGCAUUGAUGGAACAUUAAAUCCAAAUGAACAGAAACUCAUCUCGGAGCUUCUCCAAGGCUAUCAGGACAAAAAUCACACUGUGGUGACGGUGUCAGGAGAUCAUCACGUCCAUCUAAAUAACCCCGAAGUCGUCGCUCCACUAAUUUCUGACUUCCUGCAGACAAAAGUCCUCUCGCAGCCGGCCUAGCGGAAAGACGCACAACUUCUAACCGAAACGCACACAACACCAGCAACACUCUCUCAUUGUGAAAUUUCACACUUUAGGUAGCAACCCACUGUUCUCAUCUCUCUCAGGACGGUUUGACCAUAAAAUCCUUUUGGAUAAAUUUGUGUCCAUCCUGGUUUGAACACAAGAUCACUAGAAUUUUUGUUGUGUUGUUAAAUUGUGUUCAGCUGUUGUAAUAUCUCAUUGAAUUCUGUAUGCAUGCAAGCCUGUUUCUUAAUGUUCAGCUGCUUCCAGUAAAAAAAAAAAAAAAAAAAAAAUGUUUUCUUAUGUCAGACACUGAAAGCCUCACACAGACAAGAAUGAACUAAAGUCUUUUAUAAUGUCAUUAAAUCACCCUAAAUAAUGAGUCAAAACCA